AUUGUCAAGGGGCCCUCCACUUAAAAGACUUACAGAAACGCUUAUAAGUGUAAAAAACAAGUUACCCAAUUUACAAUUCAAUAUACACAAUAUAAAAUCAACCUUAUUUUAAUCUGUAUAUAAUUAUUUUUAAAAAAAACAAUGAAGGCCAAAUGUGGACUGUGUUGACAGCGUCAGAUAGCAGCGUGCUUUGACGUUAGCUGUGGCCGAUAGACCCAAAAUUGAGUUCAAAUAGACAAGAAUAAUAACGGCAUAGGUCAUGUCGUUUUUGUAUUAUUUUACAAAAAUGUAACUGUGACUUAGCUGUGAGAUUCGGCUCCGUAUAUUCUUGAAUAAUUUCGACAUAUCUUUAAAUGUACAGAUGAUGGAUUGUCAACAACAUAGAUAAUCAAGAUCUGUAUACCAAGAUGAAAAUCUGCAGUUGGUUUGCUUCUUUUCUAUUUCUAUUGAUUGUUUUGGUAAGCCGAAUACGAAUGAGAAUUCUGCGUCUUUCUUGCAAGUCAUUUGCAGAUUUCAAAGUCUCAAUAGACGAGUAUUCUCUUCCUGGCGCUUAUAGCGUGGUUCCAGAUACUGAUGUAAAUGUGUGCAAAUCGCUAUGUUUGAAUGAUACAAAAUGCAAGUCAAUAAAUGCAAACAAAAAGGAGAGGGUCUGUGAGCUGCAUCAUCGAUCCAUUGCUGAUAUUGAUGAUGGGGCCUGGCCACGCCCAACGCAAGGAUGGAUACACCAGACCACGCUUUUUGAUCAAACCUUGAUGGGUGACUAUUGUAGAAGGAUCAAUCCUUGUCCUCCAAGACGGAUAUGCAAAGAUACUUGUGAAUGUCCCGGCUUCAAAUGUAUGUCCUAUCAAGCAAGGGAAUUGAUGAUAUUCUUUAAAGAGCGAAGACCAUUAACUUGGCAUAUGGCGGAAAAAAACUGCCGGUCCUUUGGAGGCAAUUUGAUAUCUGUUAAAGAUGAAAAGAGGCAGAAUAUGAUUGAUAGUAGAUUUGCAGAAUCUUCUAAUUGGAUUGGACUAUCCUCACAUAGGGACGGAAUAUACAGAUGGGUUGAUGGCUCUAAGUCAACAUAUGAAAAUUGGGCGGCAAAUGAACUGAAUCGUUAUGGAGGAGCUGCAAACUGUACUUUUGUGCAAGGUGGACAAUGGCGCGUUCUUGAAUGUGACAAAAAACUGCCUUCUUUGUGUGAAAUUUUGAGGCGCAGGCACUACCUUUAAGA
Messenger RNA from Rhopilema esculentum, 1213 nucleotides. Its product is annotated as bone marrow proteoglycan. The record is from RefSeq and is a predicted model, not a curated record. NCBI's taxonomy places the organism in Eukaryota, Metazoa, Cnidaria, Scyphozoa, Rhizostomeae, Rhizostomatidae.